This is a messenger RNA of Malassezia pachydermatis, 1437 nucleotides long. RefSeq lists its product as hypothetical. The record is from RefSeq and is a predicted model, not a curated record. NCBI's taxonomy places the organism in Eukaryota, Fungi, Basidiomycota, Malasseziomycetes, Malasseziales, Malasseziaceae. The transcript has a single exon. The coding region runs from base 1 to 1437 and encodes 478 amino acids.
AUGGAUCCGUGGGCGAGUGCCUGGGACGACGCAGCGCCGGCCCCCACGGCAACAUUGCCUGUGAAACUCCAUGAAGAGGGUCCUACUGACACCCUUGCUAUGGUCACAACGGCCGGGUUAGAUUUGGAUCCAUGGGGCGCACCCCAGGAUACCUCAAUCACAGCCAAGCCACAGCCGACCUCACCUGCCACUGUACCUGCGCCAGAGCCAGAGCCAGAGCCCGAGGCGGUAUCAGCGCCGAUCGUAGACACAACUGUCGAUCCAUGGGGCGCACGUUCUGCGAUGGAGAGCGUGGGAUGGCAUGUAACAGAGUCGUUGCCUACUACGACGGCCGUCGAUGCACAACUCGCCUCGCUGGCAUCAGCCUCGAUGACGAUGCACGACAAUGUAUGGGGAGGAGGCACGACUAUGCAGACGGCAUGGACAGACGAGAAACGCAGGGAAGAGGAAGACAAUGUCUCACAGUCGGACGAUACAGAGCCGGCUCACUCAGAGGCUACAGAGCAGGGACAAGAUCCGACGACAACCGUGGCAUCGCUACCUACGCCGACUGCCACUAACACUAACGAGGCUGCAGCUUCUACAACCGAUACGACGUCUGCGGCACCUGCAUCUACUUUCUCACGUCUCGGUGCUGCGGUCUCAGAAUGGCGGCGAUCACGCGCCACCGCGGCCCAAGAAGCCAAGGCGUCGGCGGAGGCUGAGCAAAAGCAAGGCUGGAAAAAGGUCGAUAAGCCAAAAUCAAAUGCUACGAGCCGCCUAGCUGGUCUCUUCAAGCGUGGAUCUAGCUCCGCUACGACCUCGCCCUCACAGACACCCACACGUGCACGCUCGCCCAGCCGCCCUCCUCCCGCCCACGCAAUAGAGCCCACCGAACCUACGUUGAAUGCGGACGAUUUAUCGUGGCUCGAUGCGGCAACCUCGAAAAAACCUAGCAAGGCGCCAACCGCUUCUACGCACAUGCGGCGGUACGAUGGUACAGCCUACGAUCCAGAUCCACGCUAUGCCUACGACCCACCCGAACCCUACGACGUCGAGCAAAUCGAAGCCUCUACACGUGCUUCCCCUGUGCGUCAUGAUCCUUAUUACUACGACCCGGAGGAUGAUACAGAUGAAUUUGGAGAAAUGCAAACGUAUACGGGCAAUGUCGAUGACGACGAUGUGCCAUUGGGACUUCGAUAUUCCGACCACGAACCCAAGAUACCAACAUACACAGAUGCGCCACGACCCACUUCGACCAUCCUAUCUGCUCCACCGCCUGGUGGACGGGCAUCGCACGCCCGGAAGCCGAUGGCGGAUAUGGACUUGCUAAGCUCAUCCCCACCCAUGACCACCCCCACACCCUCAUCCACCAUUACGAAAGUACCGCCGUCGAAACCCACCAGCACUGGCGGCACGUUGACACAUGCAGAUUUGGACUUUUUCGAAAAUCUGUAG